AGGCGCACUUCCUUAAAAGGAACUGGGAGAGGAAGUCUGAGCCGUCCCAGCAAACACCACCUCCUACGCCAGGCAACGUCUUCCAAGAGGUUCUGGGCGGAGAGAAGAGAGGAGACUUACGCAGAAACGAAACUUUUGGAGGCCGAGACGUCACCGGCGGGAAAUAAAAGUGUCGCUCACACGCACACACACUCCACUACCUGUGAGGACCAAGAUGGAGAAGAAGGGCUCCGGGUGUUAUGUUUCCAUGGUGAUGGCAGCACUGAUCCUUGUGGAAGCUUCUGGAGGACAGGUCCAUGCAUUGUGGACCACAGCUUCUCCGGACUUAAAUGGGAUGAUGGUCACGUUGUCUUACAGAGGGGGAGGAGUCUCCUUCUACCCGCCUAAUUACUCUAUUCCCCCUGACAACACCAGAGCCUACCCCACCAGGGACUACCCCACCAGGGCCUACCCCACCAGGGACUACCCCACCAGGGCCUACCCCACCAGCGCCUACCCUAGCUGGACCACAGAGUCACCUCCUCGAGGUGUGAGCGUGUGCGUGCGCUACCUGAUGGGCGAGCAGACCUCCUCCUCCUCCAUCUUCCAGCUGAGUCCGUCCAGCCAGGCGGUCAUGAGGCUGACAACUGACAACCAGGGCUCCUACAGGCUGAACUGGGAAAAACUGACGUACCAGUCCGUCCGCCUGGAUCCCAGGAUCAAGAUGUGGUCCAAUGUCCAGCCGGAUAUCUGGACCAGGGUGUGCGUUACCGUGGAUACGCUGCGGGGCGUGGCGCAGCUCUUUAGUGACAGCAACAUGAGCGUCAGGGCGAUAAUACCGUCGAAGUUCGUGUGGUCAGGUGAGCCAGUGGUUGCGAUGUCAGGUUUUGAUGGUCAGGUGACAGACCUGCAGGUGUGGGAUUAUCCUCUUACAUACUACACCAUCCUGACCUACAUGAACAGAUGGCUCAGUGGUUCGGUCCUGACCUGGUCCAACAUCGGAUACUCCCUGACAGGAAGUACAAUCCUGGAGCUCACCUAUGAGCGCAGGCAGAAGAAGAGCGCCAGCAAAAAGAGUCGAGGGCGUCGACCACAAAAGCCUCGCGAGAGCGGCAAGAACAGCGUGCCCAAGAUUCUUACUCGGGCCCACUAACCCACACAAGCCCACUAACCCAAACGGGCCCACUAACCCACACAAGCCCACUAACCCACACGGGCCCACUAACCCACACGGGCCCACUAACCCACACGGGCCCACUAACCCACAUAGGCCUACUAACCCACACAAGCCCACUAACCCAAACGGGCCCACUAACCCACACAAGCCCACUCACCCAAACGGGCCCACUAACCCACACGGGCCCACUAACCCACACGGGCCCACUAACCCACAUAGGCCUACUAACCCACACAAGCCCAUUAACCCACACAAGCCCAUUAACCGGCGUGCGCAGUGGAAGAAUGGCCGUGCGCGACCCGAGGGUCCCUGGUUCAAUCCCCACCUAGUACCAACCUCGUCAUGUCCGUUGUGUUCUGAGCAAGACACUUCACCCUUGCUCCUGAUGGGUGCUGGUUAGCGCAUUGCAUGGCAGCUCCCUCCAUGUGUGUGUGAAUGGGUAAAUGUGGAAGUAGUGUCAAAGCGCUUUGAGUACCUUGAAGGUAGAAAAGCGCUAUACAAGUACAACCCAUUUAUUUAUUUAUUUAUAACCCACACAAGCCCACUAACCCACACGGGCCUACUAACCCACACAAGCCCACUAACCCACACGGGCCCACUAACCCACACAAGCCCACUAACCCACACGGGCCUACUAACCCACACAAGCCCACUAACCCACACGGGCCUACUAACCCACACAGGCCCACUAAUCCACACGGGCCUACUAACCCACACAGGCCCACUAGCCCACUAAUCCACUUUGAAAGUGAAGACUGCGUGUGUGGUUGAAUAAUGUGUGUUAGGUAAGAAGAAGAAUCUCACUAUGAUGCAGAAAUAAAUGAAGAGAUGUUUGAACUAACACAAAGUAAUAAAUAUUGUUCCCAAUUUGGAUUGAACACGAUUAAACAUCUUAUUACUCAUUUCUAAUUACUUGAUUAAAGACUUCAAUGUUGUGUCAAAUAAGUUGAUUAAAGACUUCAAUAUUGUGUCAUUUCUAAUAA
Nerophis lumbriciformis (worm pipefish) is the source of this 2139-nucleotide messenger RNA. RefSeq lists its product as uncharacterized. The record is from RefSeq and is a predicted model, not a curated record. NCBI's taxonomy places the organism in Eukaryota, Metazoa, Chordata, Actinopteri, Syngnathiformes, Syngnathidae.